This is a messenger RNA of Diversispora eburnea, 663 nucleotides long. Lineage: Eukaryota; Fungi; Glomeromycota; Glomeromycetes; Diversisporales; Diversisporaceae. The record is from the annotation of a GenBank genome assembly.
AUGUCAACAGAGUUGAAUAAAUUUAUUUUCACAAGAAAAGAAGAAGAAUUAUUAACUUAUAUGAAACGUUUAGAGUCACUUAGAGCACAAAGAUGUGAACAAGAAUACGCGUUGCAAAUACAAAAAUGUGUAUCAACAACAACAACUUCUUCAACAUCGAAUAUUAACGAAUUUAAACUUAAAGAACGAAUUAACUUGAAAAAGAAAGAAUUAUCAAAUUUAAAAGCAACAAAUCUUGUUAAAGAUAAAGCUAUAGAAAGCAUCGAAAUAGGACGCGUCAUAAUAAAUUCUCUUUAUCCCAAAGAAUUAGAAUUAUCUUUGCAAAAUUCACAAUUCAAUGAAUUAUUAAAUACUCGAGAUUCUUUCGUAUCUGAAUUUUUAAAAUCUCACCAAGAGUUACUUAAAGUUCAAGCCGAGAUGACAAAACUACAACAAGCUAUUAUUGUUCGUCAACAUGAUAAUCGAGAAUUAAUGAAAAAAAUUAAAAAUAUUAAACAAUCAUCUAUAGAUUUCAACUCCAUGCAAAGUGAUUUAUCAAAUACUAUGGCAAAAAUUGAGAUUGUCAAGAAUGUUCUACAGGGUUUAAUUCUGGAAAGUGGAAUAAAUUGGGUGGAGGACGAACAUUUACUAAAAUUGAUGUUAAAAAUUGGCAAUGAUUUGUGA